Messenger RNA from Endocarpon pusillum Z07020, 921 nucleotides. RefSeq lists its product as uncharacterized. Bases 1 to 921 code for a protein of 306 amino acids. Gene Ontology annotation, biological process: mitochondrial respiratory chain complex IV assembly. The record is from RefSeq and is a predicted model, not a curated record. The transcript has 2 exons. Gene Ontology annotation, cellular component: mitochondrial inner membrane. Lineage: Eukaryota; Fungi; Ascomycota; Eurotiomycetes; Verrucariales; Verrucariaceae.
AUGAAGCUUCUCACAAAAGAAGAAGAAGCUGCUCACUAUCGGGCUACUCUCCAAGGCGGCACAAUAGGCGUCAUUGGUGGUCUUGCUGUUGGAACCGCUGGAGUGGUUGCAGCAACACGUCGUUAUCCCGCUUUUAACCAACUGACCCUGCCACUAAAGGCUUUCCUGAUAACAUCUGCUGGUACCUUUUCCGGGAUUAUCGCUGCUGAUCAUGCAUCGCGAAGCUAUGAAGCAUCUCGCAAUCCUGCCGAUCAAGCAUACGCCUCACGUAAAGAGGAGAGAAGACAAGCUGAGAUAUCUGGCAUGACAUGGACGCAGAGAGCGAUGGCUUGGGGGAAAGAAGAGAGAUACAAGAUUGUUGGUGCGAGCUGGGUAGCUAGCAUGGUCGCUGCAUUCGCGAUUGUUGGGAGACAUCCAACUUUGACAGGCCCGCAAAAAUUAGUCCAAGCAAGAGUCUACGCCCAGGGUCUGACACUGGCCGUUUUGAUCGCUUCCGCUGGUUUUGAGUUGCAAGAUGCGAAAGACGAUAAGGGACGCUACGAAACAGUGGAGUACAUCGAUGAAAAGGACCACAAGAAGCAUACAAGACAGGUGGAGAGAGAACAGAAAUCUGAUGGAGAUACUCUCUGGAAGGAAAUGGUGAAGCAGGAGGAGGAUAGAUUGAGGGAGAGGGACGAGGCGAUCAAGAAAAUGGAGGAGAGGGAUCGGAAAAGGAGGGCUAAGGAGCAUAAGGAACAUCCGAAGAAGUCGAAGAAAGAGGAGCAGCCAAAGGAAGAGAAGAAGGAAGAAAAGAAGGAGGAACAGGGGGAGGGAGAAGAGGAGGAGGAGGAUUAUCAACCAGUUCCGGGCAAAAAGGGCGAAGGCAAGAUGAUGCAAAAGGUGUCGGAUCCUCCCCACCCUGGCAAAUCAGCUAUACCGUGA